ACAACUUCACGCUCGCCAAUUUACCUUUAAAUAAUCAUAAGUCAAAAAUAAAAAAUACUAAAAUCGCAAUCACCGCAUCACCGAGCGGUAAUAUUAAAGUUUUUUUAUUGAAAAAUAAAUAAAUCUGUCUAUUCCUCUCUCUAUCUUUCACUCACGUUGGAUGUUCAAGUGCCGUUAACUCUCCGUCAAAAGAUGACGCCGUUGCUUCCUUACUACUUCCCACUUCCUCUAUAACCACUAACCACUAACCGCAAACCUUAACCACAUUAGACCAGAGCAGACCAAGCUCUGUUUCUUUUCUUUGGUAAGAGAAACAGUGGAGCAAAAUGAAGCCCUUUUGCAGAUUCUUGAUUCUUGUAUCGCUGUUUUCUCUUGCGGAAUCUUCAUGCAACAACAGUGAAGAGCAUGAGUUGGUGUCAAAGGCUUUCAAAUCAGUCUCUGGCUUCAACGCUUCCUCCCGGUUCCAAACCAACUGCUCACAAACUCACAUCACCCGAAUAGUACUUCCAUCCCAAAACCUCAGCGGCACCAUUUCAUGGAACUAUCUGAGGAACAUGUCGCGUUUGCAGGUUCUCGAUCUGUCCCAGAAUUCCCUGGAGGGCCACGUGCCUAGCUGGUUUUGGUCAAGCUCGAACUUGUCGGAAAUAAACCUCUCCAGAAACAGGUUCGGAGGCAGCAUCGAUAUCAACACCUCGUUUUCAUCCAUUGAAACGCUGAACCUCUCCCACAACAGGUUCACCAAUUCAAUCCAACUUUCUGGCCUCCGAAACCUUAAAAUCCUCGACUUAUCAAACAACACCUUCACCGGUAACUUCCCUUCCGAUUUCCCUCCACUCAACACUCUCGAAUACCUCAACAUCUCAUUCAACAACUUCACCGCCUCCACUAGCCUAAACGAGUUGGAUAGAUUCAAGUUCAACGAGUCAUCUUUCAUCCACGCUGGCAACAACUUCACCUUCGACAACAGCACAAAUCCAAUUCACAAGAAACAAGAGAGGCCAAAAUCCAAAACGGUGAUUGUUGCAGCGUCGUGUGCAUCGGCAGCGCUAGUACUGAUUCUGUUGUCCACUUGGGUACUCUGCAUUGUGAUGGAGAAGAGGAAGGAAGGCGCGAAGAGGAGAAAGUGGGCGAUUUCGAUGCCGGUCCCACAAGGGAUGAACAGCGUGGUGGAGAAAUCAGGGCCGUUCGCGUUCGAGACGGAAUCGGGGUCAACGUGGGUGGCUGACCUGAAGGAACCGUCUUCGGCGGCGGUGGUGAUGUUCGAGAAGCCGUUGAUGAAUCUGAGCUUCAAGGACCUCAUUGUUGCCACGUCACACUUCGGGAAGGAUUCCCUCCUGGCGGAGGGAAGGUGUGGGCCCGUUUACCGGGCCGUGCUGCCCGGGGACCUCCACGUGGCAAUCAAGGUGCUGGAACACGCCAGAGACGUUGAUCCUCAUGACUCCGUCUCCACCUUCGUUGACCUCUCCAGGCUCAAGCACCCCAACUUGUUGCCCCUCUCCGGUUACUGCAUUGCAGGUAAGGAGAAACUGGUACUGUACGAGUACAUGGCAAACGGGGACUUGGGAAGGUGGCUACACGAGCUUCCAACUGGGGACACCAACGUGGAGGAUUGGACAAGCGACACGUGGGAGAUUCAAAACGGCGUGGUCGACGACGGAUCCCCAGAAAAGAUGGGGUGGUUAACACGGCACCGUAUCGCGGUGGGAAUAGCGCGUGGCCUCGCGUACCUUCACCACGCGCGUUCCAAGCCCGUGGUGCACGGCCACCUCGUUACCUCCAACAUUCUACUUGCCGACGACUUUGAGCCACGGAUUGCCGAUUUCGGGUUGCGAGCCGACCCGAGUCCGAACGGCGGCACGGAGGAUGACGUCUACUGCUUCGGGGCGGCGCUGAUGGAGCUGCUGACCGGGAAGGAGAGCAGGGCGGAGGCGGUGGCGGCGACGAGGAAGGCGGUGAGGGAGGGGCGCGGUGAGAGGGUGCUGGACGAGAGGCUGCGAGUGGGUGGCGGUGAGUCGGUGGUGAGUGAGAUGGUGGAGAGUCUCCGAGUGGCGUUCUUGUGUACGGCGGAGUCACCUUGGAAGAGGCCCAGCAUGCAACAGGUGUUGGGUUUGCUCAAAGACAUUCGUCCUCGUCAAGGACAACUCGUUCCGAGUUGACUCGUCAAACCCUUCAUUUUCUUGUUCUUGUCAUUAUGCUGUAUAGUGUAAUUUUUGGGGGAAAAGAAAAAGUGGAAAGGGACAAAAAGAUGGGCAUGAUGAAUGGGAAUUGGGAAGGGUAGAGUUGUUUACUCUUUUUUGGGGAGAGAAUCCCACUCAGGACUCAGGAGUUUCCAUAAUUUAUUCUUUUUCUUCUU
Molecule: messenger RNA, 2353 nt
Organism: Cajanus cajan (pigeon pea)
Lineage: Eukaryota; Viridiplantae; Streptophyta; Magnoliopsida; Fabales; Fabaceae
Product: calmodulin-binding receptor kinase CaMRLK
Biological process (GO): protein phosphorylation
Molecular function (GO): protein kinase activity; protein binding; ATP binding
Source: RefSeq, a predicted model, not a curated record